Molecule: messenger RNA, 693 nt
Organism: Acanthosepion pharaonis
Lineage: Eukaryota; Metazoa; Mollusca; Cephalopoda; Sepiida; Sepiidae
Source: the annotation of a GenBank genome assembly
AUGUCCAUUUCUAUUUAUUUUUUCAUUUCAAGUCCUUUUGAUAAUUUUAAUUUUUCCUUCUUUUUUGGAAAAUUUCUUCCUAUUUUUUUCUUCCUUUUUAUAUUAUAUCCAAAUCUAUUUAUUUCUCCUUCAUUUCCCUCCUUCCUACUUUUUCAAUCAUUUUUUCCUUUUUCAUUAAUAAUAUUUCAUUCCUUUUUUUUUCUUUUUUUAUUAGUCUCUAAAAUUUAUUUUAUCAUUACUUUCCUUUUUCUUUUCCUUUUAUUCCUUGAUAAAGAAUUACUUUCUUUUCUUCUUACUUUCCUUCAUUUCCUCGUCCUUCCAGCUUUAUUCAAUCAUUUCAUUCCUUUUUUUCAUUUUUCCUUCUUUCCAAUUUUUUAUUCCAACAGUUAUUACUCUCCAUUUCUAAUAGAAAUGCCUUCAAUUCCAUCGUCUUUCCUGCUUUAUUCAAUCAUUUCAUUCCUUUUAUCAUUACUCUCCUUCUUUCCCGCCUUUUUUAUUCCUUACUUAGUUAUUACUCUCCAUUUCUAUUUACUCUCCUUCAUUUCCCUCGUCCUUCCGGCUUUAUUCAAUCAUUUCAUUCCUUUUAUCAUUACUCUCCUUCUUUCUGCCCAAAAGUUUAUUCCUUCAAAUCAAAAUUACUCUCCAUUUCUACUUUUACCAUUUGUUCAUUUCCCUUGUCCUCUCUUUAUUUGA